AUGGGCAAACAGAAGAAGAAGGGCCAGUCCGGCCAGUCGAAGAACUAUAUCACUCGGACGCAAGCAGUCCGCAAACUGCAGAUCUCGCUGGCCGAUUUCCGAAGACUGUGCAUCUUCAAGGGCAUCUACCCUCGAGAACCACGAAACAUCAAGAAAGCCAAUAAAUCGGCGACUCAUUCGACGACUUUCUACUAUACUAAGGACAUCCAGUAUCUCCUUCAUGAGCCUCUCCUGGCUAAAUUUCGAGACCAAAAGGCCCUAGACAAAAAGAUUGCAAGAUCACUUGGCCGCAACGAAGUGCAAGAUGCAGUGCGCCUGCAGAAACAUGGCUUGCCCAAGAUCAAGCUUGAUCACAUUGUUCGAGAGAGAUACCCUACUUUCAUUGACGCACUUCGCGAUCUCGAUGAUGCCUUGUCCCUCCUUUUCCUCUUUGCCAAUCUCCCGUCCACUACCGCCGUGCCUGCAAAAGUCAUCUCCCGCUGUCAGCGCCUCUGCCACGAAUUCGAACACUAUCUAAUUACGACACACUCGCUACGCAAGUCUUUCCUUUCCAUCAAGGGUAUAUACUAUCAGGCUACGAUUCAAGGCCAGGACAUUAUGUGGCUUGUUCCGUACAAAUUCGUGCAGAGAGUUACGCAGGAUGUGGACUACAGGAUCAUGGGCACCUUUGUUGAGUUCUACUGCACUCUACUCGGCUUCGUCAACUAUCGCUUGUACACAUCCAUUGGCCUUGUCUACCCUCCCAAGUUCGACUCUGCCAGUGACGAACGAGGUGCAGAGUUAGCUGCGUUCACAUUGGAAGGCCGCGGCAUCACCGCCUCGACAGACAAAGAGGAUGAGCAAAAGGCUUUGACCAACGGACAUUCUCAGAAUGGCAAUUCCAAGGCUAUACAAGCACAGAUUGAGAAAGCUGCGCAAGAAGUAGGCACCGAAGAGGAGCCCAAACAAGACGAGGAGCCGGAAGACCAACAAGACGUCGGAACGAUUGAUACCUUUACGCAAGCAGCGCCUGAAGGAGACAUCUUGCCACAGCCUGACAUGACCGGAGACGCCGCAGCAACACUUUUCUCGAAUUGCACAUUCUUCAUUUCCCGUGAGGCACCGCGGCACCCUGUCGAAUUUUUACUACGAGCUUUUGGCUGCAAGAGAGUCGGCUGGGACGCUGUCCUCGGGGAGGGUGCGUUUACACAUGACGAGAAAGACCCUCGAAUUACACACCAGAUCGUCGACAGACCUGCCCCUGCCCAACCGCUUCCCGCACUCCAAGGACAAGAAGUUUCGAACAAAGACCAAAAUCUACAAGUUGUAAAGCCUGGCUACAUCAUGCCUGGCCGUACCUACGUUCAGCCGCAAUGGGUCUGGGAUUGUGUGAAUGAAGGGAAGCUGUUACCUACCGAUGUCUAUGCGCCGGGUGAAACAUUGCCUCCGCACCUGAGUCCGUGGGUCAAGCCAACCGGUGGACAGUACGAUCCCAGGGCGACCUUGGAAGAGCAAGAACUCGAGGGCGAGGCGGACGACGCUAUUGAUGAAGACGAAGCUGCGGAUGUUGAAGGCUCCGAAGGAGAGGAGAUGGAAGAAGACGAAGAAGAUGAAGAAGAUGAAAUCGAUGGCGGAAUGGACGUAGCGGGAUCAGAAGACGAUGAGGAAGACGACGACGACGACGACGAAAACGAAGAGGUUGAAGCUGAAGCUGGUGACGCCUUUGGCGGUUUCGAGGACGCUGUUGAUGAUUCUGCCGAUUCGGAACUUGAUGAGGAGGCACAGCACCAGAAAGAACUCGAGGCCGAACUCUCAGGUCGACCUGUCCCUGUACCAACAACCAAGUCCAAAGAGGACGCGCAGAAGACCAAAGCCCGUCAAGCCCGUCAAGCAGCCCAGGCCAAGAAGGACGAAGAGGUUGAGCGGCAGAAGAUGAUGAUGAGCAACAAGAAGAGGAAGUUGUACGAGAAGAUGCAGCACGGAAAUGCCAAACGAGAUCUCGAAGCAGAGAAGCUGCGCGCAAAGAGGAGGAAGUUGGAGCGUGCUGGAAAAAAUCAAAAGGCAUGA
Messenger RNA from Exophiala spinifera, 2046 nucleotides. RefSeq lists its product as uncharacterized. Gene Ontology annotation, molecular function: RNA binding. NCBI's taxonomy places the organism in Eukaryota, Fungi, Ascomycota, Eurotiomycetes, Chaetothyriales, Herpotrichiellaceae. The transcript has a single exon. Gene Ontology annotation, biological process: maturation of LSU-rRNA from tricistronic rRNA transcript (SSU-rRNA, 5.8S rRNA, LSU-rRNA); ribosome biogenesis. Bases 1 to 2046 code for a protein of 681 amino acids. The record is from RefSeq and is a predicted model, not a curated record. Gene Ontology annotation, cellular component: PeBoW complex; nucleolus.